Messenger RNA from Closterium sp. Yama58-4, 1839 nucleotides. The record is from the annotation of a GenBank genome assembly. Lineage: Eukaryota; Viridiplantae; Streptophyta; Zygnematophyceae; Desmidiales; Closteriaceae.
AUGUCACCGUCCCAUUCGUUCAUGUCACCGUCCCAUUCGUUCAUGUCACCUUCCCAUUCGUUCAUGUCACCUUCCCAUUCGUUCAUGUCACCUUCCCAUUCGUUCAUUUCACCUUCCCAUUCGUUCAUGUCACCUUCCCAUUCGUUCAUGUCACCUUCCCAUUCGUUCAUGUCACCUUCCCAUUCGUUCAUGUCACCUUCCCAUUCGUUCAUGUCACCUUCCCAUUCGUUCAUGUCACCUUCCCAUUCGUUCAUGUCACCUUCCCAUUCGUUCAUGUCACCUUCCCAUUCGUUCAUGUCACCUUCCCAUUCGUUCAUGUCACCUUCCCAUUCGUUCAUGUCACCUUCCCAUUCGUUCAUGUCACCUUCCCAUUCGUUCAUGUCACCUUCCCAUUCGUUCAUGUCACCCACUGUUGUCCCUUCAAUCGCUGCUUCCUUUUUGCAGAGGCCUCUUUCCCCCUUCUCACUCUCUCCCCCCUUCUCACUCUCUCCCCCCUUCUCACUCUCUCCCCCCCUCCUCACUCCGUUUCCCCCUGCUCACUCUUUUCCCCCUGCUCACUCUUUUCCCCCCUCCUCAAUCUGUUUCCCCCUUGCUCACUUUCUUCCCCCCUGCUCGCUCUCUUCCCCCUUGCUCACUAUGCUUCCCCCUGCUCACUCUCUUCCUCCCCCCUCACUCUGUUUCCUCUGCGCUCUCUCUCUUUCCCCCUGCGCGCUCUCUCUUUCCCCCUGCUCACUCUCUUCCCCCCUUCUCACUCUCUCCCCCACUCCUCACUCUGUUUUCCCCUGCUCACUCUCUUCCCCCCUUCUCACUCUCUCCCCCACUCCUCACUCUGUUUUCCCGUGCUCACUCUCUCCUCCUCACUCUCUUCCCCCCUGCUCACUGCCUUUCCCAGUCGCCCUCUCUUUCCCCCUGCUCACUCUCUUCCCCUCUUCUCACUCUCUCCCCCCUUCCUCACUCUGUUCCCCCCUGCUCACCCUCUCCUCCUCACUCUAUUCCUCCCUGCUCUAUUCCCCCUGCUCUAUCCCCCCCUGCUCUAUUCCCCCCUGCUCUAUUUCCCCCUUGCUAUAUGCUCUGUUCCCCCCUGCCCUAUCCCCCCCUGCUCUAUUCCCCCCUGCUCUAUUCCUCCCUGCUCUAUUCCCCCUGCUCUAUCCCCCCCUGCUCUAUUCCCCCCUGCUAUAUUCCCCCCUGCUAUAUGCUCUGUUCCCCCCUGCUCUAUUCCCCCCUGCUCUAUUCCCCCUGCUCUAUCCCCCCUGCUCUAUUCCCCCCUGCUCUAUUCCCCCCUGCUAUAUUCCCCCCUGCUAUAUGCUCUGUUCCCCCCCGCUCUAUUCCCCCCUGCUCUAUUCCUUCCUGAUCUAUUCCCCCCUGCUCUAUUCCCCCCUGCUCUAUUCCCCCCUGCUCUAUUCCCCCUGCUCUAUCCCCCCCUGCUCUAUUCCCCCCUGCUAUAUUCCCCCCUGCUAUAUGCUCUGUUCCCCCCUGCUCUAUUCCCCCCUGCUCUAUUCCCCCUGCUCUAUCCCCCCUGCUCUAUUCCCCCCUGCUCUAUUCCCCCCUGCUAUAUUCCCCCCUGCUAUAUGCUCUGUUCCCCCCUGCUCUAUUCCCCCCUGCUCUAUUCCCCCUGCUCUAUCCCCCCUGCUCUAUUCCCCCCUGCUCUAUUCCCCCCUGCUCUAUUCCCCCUGCUCUAUCCCCCCCUGCUCUAUUCCCCCCUGCUAUAUUCCCCCCUGCUAUAUUCCCCCCUGCUAUAUGCUCUGUUCCCCCCUGCUCUAUUCCCCCCUGCUCUAUUCCCCCCUGCUCUCUUCCCCCUUGCUCUCUCUCUUCUCACCUCCUCAGGUUGUUUCCCCCUAG